CAGCCUUAAAUGUUGAAAUAGGAGAACAUAUAAUAGUAGCCAUUCUCAACCCCAACACACACCUCCUUUCCCUCUUGGUAAGCUGUUGCAAUUAAUAAGAAACCCCCAACGUAGAUAAAACAGACCGUAAAUGGCAGCAGCAGCAGAUUCUGAAUGCAAACGCAGCCUGGAUAGAAGGCCCUCGUCUUCGUCAUUUCGUCUACGCUGCUCCAGUCUAAACUCACUCCGUCUGCGACGCGUAUUUGAUAUCUUUGACAAGAACCGCGAUGGCCUCAUCACUGUCCAAGAGAUCCAUCAGGCCCUUACUCGUCUAGGCCUUGAAACCGAUGUUUCAGAUCUAGAUUCAACCAUCAGGUCGUUCAUAAAGUCCGGUAACAUCGGCCUCACGUACGACGGGUUUGUUGCUUUGCAUGAGUCAUUGGACCAAAGGUUGUUCGGGUUGGAGAUGGAGGAGGAGGUUGCAGAAGAGGAUGAAUCAGAAUCAGAUUUGACGGAGGCGUUUAAAGUGUUCGAUGAGGACGGGGAUGGGUAUAUAUCGGCGGAGGAAUUGCAGGCGGUGUUGGGGAAACUGGGAUUGCCAGAAGGAAGAGAGAUUGAUAGAGUGGAGAAGAUGAUAUGCUGCGUUGACCAAAAUCAUGAUGGUCGUGUGGAUUUCUUCGAGUUCAAGCACAUGAUGCAGAGCGUUGUCGUCCACACCUCCUGAUUGGAUCGGAUCCCAUCCCCUUCUUUACACAAUUUCUUUCUUUCUGUUGUUAAUUUCGUUUAUGAAUUUGUGUGCUGCUCCUCGUCGCUGUCUUGCCCAACAUUCUUGUACUUUUAUAACCCAGUAAUAUUACGAUGAAAUUAAUUUUACGAUA
Messenger RNA from Gossypium raimondii (Peruvian cotton), 857 nucleotides. RefSeq names its product probable calcium-binding protein CML43. Gene Ontology annotation, molecular function: calcium ion binding. The coding region runs from base 131 to 703 and encodes 190 amino acids. The record is from RefSeq and is a predicted model, not a curated record. Lineage: Eukaryota; Viridiplantae; Streptophyta; Magnoliopsida; Malvales; Malvaceae. The transcript has a single exon.